UCCGCUCGUCACUUCCGGUCCCGUGACGCGCGGGCAGGCGGGCUUUUUCCGGUCAGGGAGCGGGGCUUGGCUUCGGCGGCGAGCCAAUGAGAGGCCGCGCUCAGUUGAUCCAGGAGCGGCGGCGGAGGUUGAAGGACACUUGUUGCCGAGCAGCAGAAGCGCUUCACGGCUUGGUCUUCGUCAACAUCUCCGCUGCCUUCAGUCCAGGUGUUUGUGGUCAGGUUGGAUGUCUGCGUCGGCGUGUUUUCCGUGGAAGUGCGGACGCAUCGGUCAGCUCUGGGUCCUCCUCCUCACCUCCAUGCCCCGCCUCUUUGCAGGCAGGCUGAGUAACUGCAGCCACCCGCUGGUGCCGGAACACGGCGGCUUCCGCUGCGAGCCGUCGCCCUGCCGCGGUUUCCCCCACAGGAGCGCGGUCCGCGUGUUCUGCGAGGCCGGCUACCGCACCGACGUGUUCGCCGUCUCCCGGUGCCACCGCGGCGUCUGGAGGCCCCGCCUCCCCGCCGCCUGCGUGCGCGUGGAAGCAGGGGGCGCUCACAUGAACGUGGACAGCGGGUUCAACGUGGCGUCCACGGCGGCGGGCGUGUCCAUCUUCCUGCUCACCACCACCGCCUGUCUGGUGGUCAAGUCCCGCCUCUGCACCUGUCUGUCGCACAGCAGGCGGCGGCCGUCGGACCAGCUGGACCUGAUGGGGGGGGGGCUUCCUGUCCAGCUGCCGUCCUACGAGGAGGCGGUGUACGGCAGCUAUGGGCAGCGUCUCCCCGCCCGCUCGUUGCCGCCGGGCCCCACCCAGCUCCUGUUGGCUCGCGAGCCCCCCGGCCCCCACCCCUUCCCCGACCAUGCCCCGCCCUCCUACGAGGAGAUCCAAUCGCAUGGCGGGGACAGGACAAGCAACAUGCGGCGGUUACGCCUUUCGUUGUCGGACGACAAAUACAUUUAACGGACACGCAUUUGAACAUUUGAUUGACAGGCGAAGGAUGCGAUGACUCAGCACUUUUUUUCUUUAGAUUGCGGUGAGGGCGCAGAGACGCAAGAUGAUUGGCCGGUUUGCACAAAUCUUAGUCAUUUUGAAAUAUUUGUGUGUUUGUGUGUUACUUGAACAUGUGUUUCCAUGGCAACCAUUGCUACUGAAAAUUCCUGCCAGGACAUUUGUUACUAAUUCUACCAGUGUUAUUUUGCAACACUUCAAUUAUGGAAAUAAUUAACAGGAAUGACGGUAAAUAGAAUAUUUUUUAAAUAUUUAUAAAAAAAUGAUGUUAUUUUUUUGGGGACUGUAGACCACACACUGAAUCGACACAAACUCUUAGAAAUAGUUCAAAGAAUGAAUAAAUAUUUUUGACUGUUUAUGUCUUCCAUA
Molecule: messenger RNA, 1354 nt
Organism: Nerophis lumbriciformis (worm pipefish)
Lineage: Eukaryota; Metazoa; Chordata; Actinopteri; Syngnathiformes; Syngnathidae
Product: sushi domain-containing protein 6
Biological process (GO): DNA damage response
Source: RefSeq, a predicted model, not a curated record